CAAAGCAAAGGGUUACCUUUGGAGACGCAAGGACAACUGAACGCAAACCAUCUCCCACAAAUCUCUCCCAUACAAUUGACCAACAGCUCCAUCGCUCUUUUGCCGGCAAAAGCACUGUUCAGUAUCCAAUCUCCCCCCCACAGUCUCCGCACAUCGACCCCACUGCCGCCAUGGCGGACACAACAUACUACAUCGACGAGGAUGUCGGCCAGGACAUUCCGGAGCAGACUGGCUCGGAAGAGCUCCCCUACAAGUCCUUGGGAUUCGCCGUCCUCACCCGCACUGAAGCACCCAAAUUCCUCACGCGCAAAAGUGUGACCGGAGAGGUUCCCGAGGGUUCAGACGCCAGUGUGCGAUUGGAGUACAAGCCGGUCGCAAAGGCUGCGCUCAAAAAGGCUGUCAACUACGCAAAGGCGCAACAGAAGAAGGCGGAAAGCGCACAAAAGCAGCUCGCAGAGCGCGCCAAGGUCGAAGCCGACAGGAAGAAGGUGCUCGACGAGGCCAAGAAGAUUGUCAUCGAGGAAGAUAAGAGCCUGCCCGAGCCUAUCAAGAUCAAGUUGGAUGAUACCAACCCAGAGAAGAUCAAGCUGGGCAACAGCGAGGGCGUCAAGGGCACACGAGUGAGGGUAUUUGGACGUGUGCACCGUGAGCGACGCCAGAAAGAGAACAUGUUCAUUACGCUCCGUGAUGGAUACGGCCAGAUGCAGGUCAUUCUCCAGGGCCAACUCGCAAAGACAUACGAUGCGCUCACACUGACGCGUGAGACGAGCAUGGAGAUCUUGGGUGAACUGAAAGAGGUGCCCGCAGGAGCCCAUGCCCCUAACGGCCGCGAGCUUCAUGCCGAUUUCUACAAGAUCCAUCCUGGAUGGAGGGCAGCAGGUGGUGAUGAUGCUAUUACCAACAGGGUUUCGAAAGAUACCGAGCACGCGACACUUCUCGACUUGCGCCACCUUGUAAUCCGAGGAGAGACGGCCUCGAAGAUUCUGAUCAUUCGUGAUGCUGUUGAAUUCGCAUUCAACCAGGUUUUCAAGGAGCUCAGAAUGCGCAAAGUGAGCCCACCGGCGCUUGUGCAAACACAAGUGGAGGGCGGCUCCACCCUCUUCAAAUUCCAAUACUACAACGAGGAGGCUUUCCUCACUCAGUCUUCCCAACUUUACCUCGAGACCUGUCUCCCAUCUCUUGGUGACGUUUACUGCAUCGAGAAAUCUUUCCGUGCUGAGAAGUCUCUCACCCGUCGACAUCUUGCCGAGUACACCCACAUUGAAGGCGAGCUCGAUUACAUCACCUUCAACGACCUUCUUGAUCACUUGGAGCACGUCAUCUGCCGCGUUCUCGAAAUCUCCAUGGCCGACCCAACCAUCAAGCAAUACAUCUUGGACCUCAACCCCGAGUUCCAGACACCAGAGAGGCCUUUCAAGCGCAUGAAGUACACCGAUGCCAUCGACUGGCUCAACGAGCACAGCAUCCCCAACGAGGACGGAGAACCACACAAGUUCGGUGACGAUAUUGCUGAGGCUGCUGAGCGAAGAAUGACCGACAUCAUCAACCGACCAAUCUUCCUCACCCACUUCCCCGCCGAGAUCAAGGCCUUCUACAUGCAGAAAGACCCUGAAGACACUCGUGUCACGGAAAGUGUAGACUGUCUGAUGCCCGGCGUCGGUGAGAUUAUUGGCGGUAGCAUGAGGAUGUACGACUACGAUGAGCUCAUGGCUGCCUACGCAAAGGAAGGAAUCUCGCCAGCCGACUACUACUGGUACACUGACCAGCGAAAGUAUGGUACCUCUCCCCACGGCGGUUACGGAUUCGGAUUCGAGCGUUUCCUCGCCUGGCUCUGCAAGCAGCACACCGUUCGUGACACCUGCUUGUACCCGCGUUACUUCGGACGCUGCAAGCCUUGAUUCACCUCACUUUUCACUGCCAAAGCUGGCUUUCGGGGGUCCUUUCUUUCUUAGCUGUUUCAACGGUGUGAUGGCAUUUUAGAACUUCGACAGUGCGUGCCCUAUCGUACAGAUGGAGUACACGAAUCAUGUAUUCGUACGACCUCGCCCGUCAAUCAAUCAAGACUGAAUGGCACCGGCUUCUUGAUUCCUCCAUCUCUCGACACGCACAUCUCAAAUCAUGGCGUGUCAUGUCAUGCCAUUAGAACCCCGUUGUGGUGUAUGUAGUACAAGCAAAUUCAAAUAUCUUUUCCAA
Messenger RNA from Aaosphaeria arxii CBS 175.79, 2193 nucleotides. RefSeq names its product asparaginyl-tRNA synthetase. The transcript is spliced from 7 exons. Lineage: Eukaryota; Fungi; Ascomycota; Dothideomycetes; Pleosporales. Gene Ontology annotation, molecular function: asparagine-tRNA ligase activity; nucleic acid binding; ATP binding. Gene Ontology annotation, cellular component: cytoplasm. The coding region runs from base 171 to 1898 and encodes 575 amino acids. The record is from RefSeq and is a predicted model, not a curated record. Gene Ontology annotation, biological process: asparaginyl-tRNA aminoacylation.